Monomorium pharaonis (pharaoh ant) is the source of this 1043-nucleotide messenger RNA. RefSeq lists its product as uncharacterized. The transcript has 2 exons. The coding region runs from base 3 to 326 and encodes 107 amino acids. The record is from RefSeq and is a predicted model, not a curated record. NCBI's taxonomy places the organism in Eukaryota, Metazoa, Arthropoda, Insecta, Hymenoptera, Formicidae.
UCAUGGCAAGCGAAUCUGAACAGACGAAUGCACCCGAAAAAGAAAUUACAGACAUUCAAGAUUUAAGUGACGAAAAGCAGAACGAGAAAAAUAUCGAUAUCGAGAUGACGUCAAAGAAUCCGAAGAAGAGUGACGGAAAAUCAAUGAGUCCGAAGCCGAAGGAUAAAAAAUCGACGAUUCUGACAGACAAACAGUCGACGACGACGGAAUCGAAACGGGAGGAGAAAAAACGACCAAAGUUCUGCGAUGAGGAACCUUAUAUUGUGAAACUCUUUAAAAGUCUAAUAAAGGAAAAUCAGAAGAGCGCAGAGGAAAAGACGAAAUAACGUCCGAGGAAAAAAUGUUGAAACCGUAGUAAAAUUUCCAAUAAAAAAUGCACACAUUCACAAAAGCAGAGGGAUUAUUAUAAUAAAAAAAACUUCAUUACAUUUUUAAACUAUAAAUUUCAUAAUACAAAUUGUAAUUUUAAAUAUUUGCGCGGAAUCUUGCAUUUCGCAAAGGCCGUUUCGAUAAUAUAAAAACUGAUAUCUUGAUGCGAUAAUUACUUUCAUUGAUCGCAGAAAUUAAAUCCAAUAUCAAUUGGAAUAUUGGCACUCCACGUAGAUACUAGAUCAGUGCGAUGUCAGUGAUCGAACUUUAAGGCAGUCCCUAGAAUAUUUUGCAGAAUAUAAUAAAAACAACUUCUAAACACUCAAUAUUAGAGUACAACAUUAUUGAUCGUGCAAUUCUGCAGGCUAUACUGAGUUAACAUAUAUUGUACAAUUUCUAAAAUAUUAAGCUGUCUGUGAGUGCACAAUAAAACGCCAAUUUAUAAAUUUCUUGCGAACGGCCCUGUAAACACCCUGUAAAAUUUUUGUAUUAAGUUGUAGUCAUUUUGUUAUCUUUAAAUUCUAAACGUAAUUUAUGCUAUGCUUAUUUUUAAAUGGAACUGGAACGAGAUAUGAACGUUUUUGCAUACUCGAUGUUCAUUUCAUCAUCGUCAAGAUAAAUUAUGUUAUCAAAAAUUGUUAUCAUACAAUUACAUUAAUCUGCGUUCAUUCUGA